CCACGGCACGAUCAAUGGCCGCUUAAUAGGAUCGCGAUAUUUACCUUCUGCUACGAUCUAUAAAAUUAUCGAUAGCAUUUUUUUUUAUAAAGAAAAGUAUCGUCAGUCUACUGGAAGAGCAGGAUAUUUUUUUUUUAAGUUGUGAAAGUACGAACGACGUCCGCGCAAAACUGAUCGAUCGAUCGAUCCUACCAGCGAGUAAUUUGCGAAGAAAUCAGUUCCGAGUGUCUUUUUUAAAAUUCUCGAGCGAAUGAUAAGACGAGUGUCGGGACUAGUGCGAUUAUUACCAAUUAUAUGUCGGUGCAAGAAAGAUAAACGACAAUCGGUCAACACGCUAGCCGAUAAAUCGCUUGAAUAAUUGACGCGGUUGUGAAAUUUGUCACACAGCAUAAUAAAUUCAAUAAACUGCUCUCGAAUGAACGGGAUCGAAACAUCUAUUGAAUAUUGAUUACUAAACGACAUAUAGAAUCAUUCGACUGCAGAGCUCUGUGAUUAUCGAAGGAUAUAUCAAUGGAUGUAUGGAAGUGCAUUUAAUUUUUCAAGUAACAAGAUCAUAAGAAUAUAAAAAGUUUCACGAAAGCGAAAAAAAAAAUGAAUGAGAUUUAUGAUAGAAGAAGAAAGAUUUUUCAUGUAAAAGGUAGCCGAUUCAACUACAAUAUUCUGAAAGUAAACUACUUUUCUCUUCAAUUUCUCUCUGUUUCGAGUAAAUUAAGAUACGUUUAACUGUACUGUAAGUUGCUGAUAUCCUAACGAAGAUAGAAGAAAAAGACAGAGAUGCGCGAACAGCAAGCAGAUAGAAAGGGAACGAGAGAGCGACUCAUCGGCGAGUGGGGAUUCGCGAUAAAGACAGACGAACCGAGAAGAAAGGUAGAGGGACUGAGAAGGAAGAAGAAAAGAGAAGAGAAGAGUGAGAGAGAGGUUGAUGGCGCGUCGAUGUCAAGUCUUUUAUCUGCCGGACGAGAGAGUCGCCAGGCAUGAGCUCUGUUCCACCGAAAGACGGACAUGGCUUUUCGUCGUUCACUUGAGGAGUGACGCUUGCAGUUGAUCCGGAGGACGACGACACACAACUACGCGCGUUACACGACUCGACUGAUUACAGCUCGUACAGUCGCCGCCUCCAUCUCUCCAUCCGCCGCUGCCUCCACCCGCCUCCUGGUGUUUCUACCUCUCGGCAUCGCUCGGCUUUCGUCUUCUUUCUUUAUUUUCUUUUUUCUUUUUUUUUUGGCACUUGGCGUUCCCGAGCGAUUCGACAAAACAAGAUCGUUGAUCGGAUCGUCUCGUGUAAGACUGACACGACAUCGCGCGUUUGGCUGUCGACCUACUGAGAACUAGCUGGAUCCCCACUGGAUCUUUUCACUACGGGAUCGAUCAUGGACGACGAGAAGAUUAAGCUAUUCAAGGAUAAAGCAAUUUAUGGCUAUGGAACGAGUAUUCCUCCGAACAAUAACGAAGAUGAGGAAAGUGAAUUGCCGCCACGUAAAGUGAUCUUUUGCGUUCAUGGAAAAUUGUCAGGUUGUUGCACGGUAGUGAAAGGCUCUCUCGAUGACAAUGCAACUAUGGACUAUCAACAGAAUCCGACAACAUCCCCAGAAGAUCAUUGUCACAGAGAGAGAAACGAGGAGAUCGACAAGAAAGCUCGAAAAAAAUUGUUGAUCGCGAGUGCACUCUGCGUUAUUUUUAUGAUAGCAGAAAUCGUCGGCGGAGUAUUGUCAAAUAGUUUGGCGAUAGCGACCGAUGCUGCACAUUUGUUAACUGAUUUUGCAUCAUUUAUGAUAUCUCUCUUUUCCAUCUGGGUCGCGAGCAGACCGGCAACCAGAAAAAUGCCUUUUGGUUGGUAUCGCGCGGAGGUAAUCGGUGCGUUAACUUCUGUUUUACUAAUAUGGGUGGUCACUGGCAUUCUAUUCUACCUCGCAAUUGAAAGGAUUGUCCACAAAGAUUUCGAAUUGAACUCGACGGUGAUGCUAAUCACGUCUGCAGUUGGUGUUGCGGUAAAUCUAGUAAUGGGUUUAUCGUUGCAUCAACAUGGUCAUAGUCAUGGUGGACACAGUCACGGCGGAAACAACGAUUCAGAAAGCGGGCUUGAUGAUGAUCUCAAAGGUGAACAUACGAAAAGGAACAUCAACGUUCGUGCAGCUUUCAUUCACGUCUUGGGUGAUUUUAUUCAGAGUAUAGGAGUAUUCAUCGCGGCAUUAAUCAUUUACUUUAAGCCAAGUUGGAGCAUAGUAGAUCCCAUAUGCACAUUCCUCUUCUCCGUACUAGUUAUCCUCACCACGGUGGCAAUUAUUAAGGACGUAGUGAACGUCCUGAUGGAAGGAAUUCCAAAAGGUUUCGAGUAUUCUCAAGUGGAAAGUACCUUUAUGCAAAUAGAUGGAGUUGUUAAGGUGCACAAUCUUAGAAUCUGGGCACUCUCGCUCGACAAGACUGCCUUGUCGGCGCACCUCGCUAUAAAACCUGGAACAAGCCCUCAGAACAUUUUACGCACUGCCACGCGAAAUAUUCAUGACAAGUAUAAAUUCUUUGAGAUGACAUUACAGAUAGAGGAAUUCAAUGAGCGAAUGGAGAAUUGUAAGCAGUGCAAAGCGCUAUCGCAAUAAAUUAUCGCGAUAUUGUACUUAUACGUACCUCAAACGCGAUAUAAGGGACGCAGCAUGCACCGGAGAUAAUUUUAGAAGUCUUGUGAUCAUUACGAUGCUCCACCGAAAGACAAUGAGAUUGUUCCGUAUGCGAAGGCAGCGUAGAUGCAUUAUGUUCACAACUGUUAUAUAUUUUUUCUUUCUUUUAACUUUAUAAGAAAAUGUACGAACAGUCAGUAAUACUCGUACAAUGCGAUACGUCUAUUGUCAAUAGUCAUUUGUUAUUUGCGACUUAGAUAAAUUAUAAAUAGUUUCACAUAGUUAGAUAUACAUUCUUAAUAGUUACAAUUGCUGCAAUUAUAAGAGGAUUUGUAAUUGUUUCUCCUGAUUGGCUACCACAUGUUAAAAUGUUUCUUUACCUCCAAGAUAAACAUUGUGAUUAACGUUUAUUUUAAAGGUGACUUGGUCUAUUCACAGUAAAAGUUACAACUUGACUGAUUUUAUAAUCAGUGAUUUUGUAAGAAAUACCAUUGUAUAUAUUGAAAUAUUAAAAUAGAAAAGAAGAGAAAGAGCACAGACGAAUAAAAGUUCUUCUCGCAAUAAACUCAAACUGAUUGCAUAAUUCCGUGUAAAAGCAGAGCAUCUGUGUCGCAAAUUUAACAUUGUUUUAAGAUAAUUUGUAUAAUAUAAAAUAUUGUAUUUAAUAGAAACAAACAAUGUAAGCAUUUGCUUGACAUUCUGUAAUUUAUCUUCAGAGUGCUCAUCAAUAGUUGUUAUAAAAAUAAUUUUUACACUUUGAAA
This is a messenger RNA of Linepithema humile (Argentine ant), 3374 nucleotides long. It is a transcript of the gene ZnT35C, whose product is annotated as Zinc transporter 35C. The record is from RefSeq and is a predicted model, not a curated record. Gene Ontology annotation, molecular function: zinc ion transmembrane transporter activity. Lineage: Eukaryota; Metazoa; Arthropoda; Insecta; Hymenoptera; Formicidae. Gene Ontology annotation, biological process: zinc ion transmembrane transport; response to zinc ion. Gene Ontology annotation, cellular component: plasma membrane.